Molecule: messenger RNA, 3941 nt
Organism: Aspergillus campestris IBT 28561
Lineage: Eukaryota; Fungi; Ascomycota; Eurotiomycetes; Eurotiales; Aspergillaceae
Product: chromosome segregation protein SMC
Exons: 5
Coding region: 139-3732 (1197 amino acids)
Biological process (GO): mitotic sister chromatid cohesion
Cellular component (GO): chromosome
Molecular function (GO): cohesin loader activity; ATP hydrolysis activity; protein binding
Source: RefSeq, a predicted model, not a curated record
UCUGACUCUCCCGGCCUCGCGCGUCAACAAUCUGCUCUGCUGCAGAUAGACAGGGCACGGAUCCUACUUUCUACGCUGGUUGCGUGAUGAUCUGGUGGUUGUGAGUGACAGGAUUUCCGGUGUCGCGCGUGCGUCAAGAUGUACGUCAAGCAAAUUAUCAUUCAGGGCUUCAAGAGUUACAAGGACCAGACCGUGAUCGAGCCAUUCUCCCCAAAACACAACGUUAUUGUCGGUCGCAAUGGUUCCGGUAAAAGUAACUUCUUCGCGGCCAUUCGAUUCGUCCUCAGUGAUGCCUACACGCACAUGGGGAGAGAAGAGCGCCAGGCUCUUCUUCACGAAGGCUCGGGGUCUGCUGUGAUGUCCGCCUAUGUUGAGAUCAUCUUCGAUAACUCUGAUGAUCGUUUCCCUACCGGCAAGCCCGAAGUGGUCCUCCGUCGUACAAUCGGUUUGAAGAAGGACGAGUACACCCUCGACCGCAAGAAUGCGACCAAAAACGAUGUCAUGAAUCUUCUCGAAUCCGCUGGCUUCUCCCGUUCCAACCCCUACUACAUUGUUCCUCAGGGCCGUGUGACUGCCUUGACAAACAUGAAGGAUUCGGAGCGAUUGAAUUUGCUGAAAGAGGUGGCUGGAACGCAGGUAUACGAAGCGCGUCGUGCGGAGUCCCUAAAGAUCAUGCACGAUACGAACACCAAGCGGUCAAAGAUCGACGAACUCCUCGACUUUAUCAACGAGCGAUUGGCGGAACUCGAAGAGGAGAAGGAUGAACUUCGGAACUACCAGGAUAAAGAUAAGGAAAGGAGAUGCUUGGAAUAUACAAUCUACUCGCGCGAACAGCAGGAGAUCUCCAGUUUCCUCGACAACCUGGAGGAGCAGAGGCAAACCGGUGUGGAAGACACAGAUGUCAACCGCGACCGCUUCAUCCAAGGGGAAAAGGAGAUGGCUCAGGUUGAUGCAGAAAUCGCCGAAUGCAAGCAACAAAUUGAAUUCUUGAAGGUGGACAAGGUGCAAUUGGAAGAUGAGCGUCGCGAUGCUUCCAAGGCGCUCGCACAGAUUGAGCUGCAAGCCAAGUCACUCUCCGACAACCAAGCUGCUGCUCAGGUGCUGAAGUCGCGUUAUGACGACGACCUGAAGUCCGUUCAGACAGCGAUUCAAGAACGCGAGUCGGAACUCGGCGGACUCAUCCCUGAAUUCAACGCAGCCAAGGACCAGGAGGAUGAUGUGAAAACCCGUCUCACUGAAGCAGAGACUUCCCGUCAAAGACUCUAUGCCAAGCAGGGCCGGAAUUCGCGUUUUAGGAACAAGUCGGAACGGGAUAAGUGGCUGCAGAAUGAGAUCAAGGACAACUAUAGCUCUGUCUCUUCCGUCCAGGGAGUGGUGUCCCAAACUCAGGAAGAUAUCCAAGAAAUUGAGAACGAGAUUGCUCUGCUGGAGCCGGAAACUGAACGUUUGCGCCAGCAGAUCGACGGCCGGGGUGACUCUAUUCACUCGGUGGAGCAGCAAGUCCAGUCUGCAAAGGAUGAGCGGGACCGGCUGAUGGAUCAGAGAAAGGAACUCUGGAGGGAGGAAGCCAAGCUGGAUUCCAUCCUGUCUAAUGCCUCCAGUGAAGUGGAUCGGGCCGAUCGCGCCCUGUCGCACAUGAUGGACCACAACACAAGCCGUGGGAUCGCGGCCGUCCGAAGGAUCAAACGCCAGCACAACCUCGAUGGCGUUUACGGCACGCUAGCGGAAUUGUUCGAUGUAAAUGACAGAUACCGAACUGCAGUUGAAGUCACGGCUGGCCAGAGUCUAUUCCACUACGUCGUUGACACUGAUGAAACAGCGACAAAGGUGUUGGAGGUUCUGCAACAAGAGAAAGCAGGACGAGUGACUUUCAUGCCCUUGAACCGACUGAGAUCUCGGCCGACCAACAUGCCUCGCGCCAGCGAUACGAUCCCAAUGAUCGAGAAGCUGCAAUACGACCAGGCCUACGAAAAGGCCUUCCUCCACGUGUUUGGCAAGACCAUCAUCUGUCCUAAUCUCCAAGUUGCCGCUCAGUACGCCCGCAGCCACGGUGUCAACGCCAUUACGCCCGAAGGUGACCGGUCAGAUAAGAGAGGUGCUCUCACUGGUGGUUUCCAUGAUUCGCGACAAUCGCGGCUCGAUGCUGUCAAGAUCCUAGCAAAAUGGCGGGACGAAUAUGAGUCCAAGAAGAACCGCGGAACUGAAAUUCGCAGGGAGCUGGAGAAGCUGGACCAGCUUAUUACGAAAGCCGUCGGGGAGUUGCAGAAGCUUGAACAGCAGCGGCAUCAAGUGCAGAACAGCAGUGGCCCUCUGCUUCAUGAGCUGAGGAGCAAACGCGACCUUCUUCAGAAGAGAAAUGACAAUUUGGAUGCCAAGCGGCGUGCUCUUCGUAACAUCCAAGGCAAUCUGGCUGCUCUGAACGACCAGAUCAACGCCUUUGAGGCAGAGCUGAAGUCCCCCUUCCAAAAAGCACUCAGCGCCGAAGAAGAGAGCCGUCUCGAGACCUUGAACUUUACCGCCCAAGAUCUUCGGCGACAGUACCAGGAACUGUCUGGCCAACGCAGUGAACUGGAAGCGCGGAAGUCGGUUAUCGAAGUCGAGCUGCGGGAGAACCUGAACCCCCGCCUCGACCAGCUUGUGAGCCAGGACAUUGAUAUGGCUGAUGACGACAACAAGGGCAACUUGAAGGAGACUCAGCGUGAAAUGAAGCGCUUCCAGAAGUCCCUGGAGAAGCUUGCCCAGCGGCUCCAACAGGUUGACGAUUCCAUCAACGAAUCUAACGGCAAGGUGGCGGAGCUCACACAGCGCAACGCUGAGACACGGCGAGAAAUGGAAGACCUGGCCAAAUCUAUCGAAAAGCACCAACGACGCAUGGAAAAAAGCAUGCAGAAGAAGGCUGCACUGACCAAGCAGGCGGCCGAAUGCUCUGCCAACAUCCGUGAUCUGGGUGUCCUUCCCGACGAAGCCUUCAUCAAGUAUAAGAACACCGACUCGAACACCGUCGUCAAGAAACUGCACAAGGUCAACGAAGGUCUCAAGAAAUAUUCGCAUGUCAACAAGAAAGCGUUCGAGCAGUACAACAGCUUCACGAAGCAGCGGGAAACUCUCAUCUCCCGAAGAGAAGAGCUGGAAAGCUCUCAGAAGUCGAUCGACGACCUCAUCACCGUGCUGGAUCAACGAAAGGAUGAGGCCAUUGAGCGAACGUUCAAACAGGUGUCCCGUGAAUUUGCCAAUGUCUUCGAGAAACUCGUUCCGGCUGGCCGUGGACGCUUGAUUAUCCAGCGGAAGACGGACCCUCGGCAGGGCGAUGAGAUUGACUCGGAUGAUGAAGAGGCGCGUCAAAGCGUCGAGAACUACGUCGGCGUUGGCAUCAGCGUCAGUUUCAACAGUAAACAUGAUGAGCAGCAGCGUAUCCAACAGCUCAGUGGCGGACAGAAGAGUCUUUGCGCACUCGCUUUGGUGUUCGCCAUCCAGGCCUGCGACCCAGCUCCCUUCUACCUCUUCGACGAGAUCGACGCCAACCUCGACGCCCAGUACCGGACCGCCGUCGCCCAGAUGCUUCAAUCUAUCUCCGACUCGACCAACGGGCAAUUCAUCUGCACGACCUUCCGCCCGGAGAUGGUGCACGUGGCGGAGAAAUGCUACGGCGUCAGUUUCCGGCAGAAGGCCAGUACGAUCGACGUGGUGUCGCGGGAAGAGGCGCUCAAGUUCGUGGAAGAGCAAAAGUCAUGAGGUGGGGAUUUGGUGGUCUUUUUUACUCAUACUCUCACGUCGGGUGCCGGGAUGGAUGGGACAGCAGGCGUAUCUCAGAAGGCAGUCGCUAUUUUCUUCUUUUUUUCUUGUCUUUUCUUUUCUUUUCUUUUAUUACUUCUUAUUUCUUUGCUUCAUUCUUGUAAAGAUGCAGUCGGCUUAUCUUCGCGGAUUCCCAAUGUUAAUCCUCC